UUCCUUUUACUUUUCCUGGAGUUUGAACACCUAAAUCAACUCCAUUUUGACCACAGAGCUUAACUCAUGGUGUGAAAUAUGUUGUUCCCGUACCACACUACUUAAUCGCCAUUUCUCACUCGAUUAAUUCCACAUACUGUGUCUACCCUCGCGUGAGUCGUCGUCACAUUCACUGUCAUGGAUCUGUUGCGCACGUUUGCUAGCGAAUCCUCGAUCCACGGGCUGGCCCACCUGGUGCGAAGCCCACACUGGCUAGAGAAAGCCUUCUGGCUGACGGUGCUGGCCUGCUCGGUCGUCUGCUCGGUCAGCAUCUGCAACAUGCACUGGGAGCGGUUCCAGAACAAUGCCACCGUGCUGAACGUCGAGACGGACUAUCUGAGCUGGAACUUCCGGCCACCGGCCGCCACCGUGUGUUCCGAGCACGUGAGCGAGGAAAAGCUUAACCAACUGAUCGAACGAUACUGGCAGAUGGACAGCAAUCACAGUGCCUACGAUCACUAUCGCAAUUUCCUGCUGACAGUUAAUCGGGCACGAUUUGACAACCUGACCUUGUUUGAACCAUUCGUAAACGAUAGCAGGUUGCAGUCGGUUUCGGUAAUUGAUUUGGCCCGGGAGCUAAAGUCCCCGCUGACGCCACCGUGGAAAACGUUUGCACCCGUGCUGACGGAGGUAGGCGUUUGCUACUCAUCCACCAUGCUGUACGCCUUCCAGAGUCCGUACAGCGAUCGAUCACAGGCUAAUUACACGAAGGCACGGCCGGCCGAUUGUUACACGCUGGACGUCUGUCGUACGAUGGUAGCGAUGAGUCAUGUCGAUUCGGUUCGCACCUAUGUGGUGAGUGUCGCAAAUGCAAUUUCGUUAUAUCCCUGGAAAGACGAUAGCAUUAACCCGUCACUAACCUGGCAAGCCGUCGCUUCCUUUCAUUCUCCCUCGCUGCAGUAUAUCCACAUCGAGCAGGACGUCAUGACACCAGACAACUCCAUCUACUACGCGCUGGAUCAGCACGACAUCAUCAGCUCGUCACUGUCCGUCGAACAGGUGGUUGCCUCGAAAGCGCUCAAGCAGUUAUCCCGCCGUAGGCGCAAAUGUCGACUGCCCUCCGAGCGACUACCGUACUUUAGCGUAUACACGAUUAAUUUGUGUCGGAUAAAUUGCCGAAUCGAGGCCGCCCUUCACCUUUGCGAGUGUGUCCCUUUCUUCUAUAACAUUGGCAAACCGUCCUGCACGCCAGCCGGACUGUACUGCCUGGGGAAGCAGUUUAAGGCGUGGUACAAAACGAACUGCACCUGUCAGCCCCUAUGCGAGUUCGUCUCCUUCAAACAGGCGUUGGUGAAGAAAACGGUGCUGGGGCAAGCGAACAGUAAGCUGGAAACGCAAAUUAUCUACCCACGGAUGCGAAUGAAGCGUGACGUACUGUUCGACAUCAGCAACUUAAUCGUCUCGUUGGGCGGCGGUGCAGCACUCUUCCUGGGAUGCAGCUUUAUCAGCUUCGUGGAGGUUAUAUUUUUCGUGCUGGAGUACAUCACCCAAAAGGUUUACCGUCGCUAUCACCGUAACCGGGAAGGAAUUCAACCAUAAUUUUUCAAUUUAAUGGAUCAUUUUGGAAGCUUCGUUAGGGUUUGUUUUACUGCAAGCAUAAUGCAGUGGCUAAGGC
Anopheles gambiae (African malaria mosquito) is the source of this 1654-nucleotide messenger RNA. It is a transcript of the gene ppk25, whose product is annotated as sodium channel protein Nach. Gene Ontology annotation, biological process: sodium ion transmembrane transport. Gene Ontology annotation, cellular component: membrane. The coding region runs from base 178 to 1578 and encodes 466 amino acids. The record is from RefSeq and is a predicted model, not a curated record. The transcript has 8 exons. Lineage: Eukaryota; Metazoa; Arthropoda; Insecta; Diptera; Culicidae. Gene Ontology annotation, molecular function: ligand-gated sodium channel activity.